Messenger RNA from Pan troglodytes (chimpanzee), 1862 nucleotides. RefSeq names its product fibroblast growth factor 22 (gene FGF22). The transcript is spliced from 3 exons. The coding region runs from base 581 to 1093 and encodes 170 amino acids. The record is from RefSeq and is a predicted model, not a curated record. NCBI's taxonomy places the organism in Eukaryota, Metazoa, Chordata, Mammalia, Primates, Hominidae. Gene Ontology annotation, molecular function: growth factor activity.
GGAAACUACAAUUUGCGGGGAGAGAAGUCCCACCAGGGCAUGCCCCGGAGCCUGGCUGGUCCCGCGGCUGACGCACGCGGCAGGACCUCCCGUGUCCAUCUCUGUCCCCAAGCAUCUCCGCCUCUGCCCGUCUCUGUGUCUCUCUCGUCUCUCCCUGUCAUCUUCCUUGUGUCUCUUGACUGCCACCGUCUUUCUGUCUCUGUCUCCCUCCGGGUCUCUGCGGCCCGCGUCUCACACUCCGGCCCCCGCAACCCGAGGUCCUAGCCCGCCCGGGGACUCGGCUGACUCACGGACACGCCCCGCGAGACAAACAACAAACGCGCGGAGGCCGAGCGCGGAGUCCCGCACGGCCGCGCCCCUGUGCACCUGGCCCCCACCCCCGAGACGUCCCAUUGGCCGGCGCCCUAGCCUGGUCCCGCCCAAGUGGACCCCGCCCCCGCCCCGAGGCACCCCAUUGGCCGGCGUCCCCGCCCCAGCGAACCCGGCCCCGCCCCCGAGGCGCCCCAUUGGCCCCGCCGCGCGAAGGCAGAGCCGCGGUCGCCCGGGAGCGACGAGCGCGCAGCGAACCGGGUGCCGGGUCAUGCGCCGCCGCCUGUGGCUGGGCCUGGCCUGGCUGCUGCUGGCGCGGGCGCCCGACGCCGCGGGAACCCCGAGCGCGUCGCGGGGACCGCGCAGCUACCCGCACCUGGAGGGCGACGUGCGCUGGCGGCGCCUCUUCUCCUCCACUCACUUCUUCCUGCGCGUGGAUCCCGGCGGCCGCGUGCAGGGCACCCGCUGGCGCCACGGCCAGGACAGCAUCCUGGAGAUCCGCUCUGUACACGUGGGCGUCGUGGUCAUCAAAGCAGUGUCCUCAGGCUUCUACGUGGCCAUGAACCGCCGGGGCCACCUCUACGGGUCGCGACUCUACACCGUGGACUGCAGGUUCCGGGAGCGCAUCGAAGAGAACGGCCACAACACCUACGCCUCACAGCGCUGGCGCCGCCGCGGCCAGCCCAUGUUCCUGGCGCUGGACAGGAGGGGGGGGCCCCGGCCAGGCGGCCGGACGCGGCGGUACCACCUGUCUGCCCACUUCCUGCCCGUCCUGGUCUCCUGAGGCCCUGAGAGGCCGGCGGCUCCCCAAGGUGCCUGGGCUGGUGGCGAGGGGCCCGGCCACGCUUGUUCUUCCCCCUGCUGGCUCUGUAAGCGCUGAGUGCCCACCGUGUGCGGGCGCUGUGGACACAGCCCAGGAGCCCUCCAGGGGGGUCCCAGCCUGAGGGGGUGGUGGCCACCAAGCAGGUUCAAUCCUGAGUUGGGAACCUUGAGGACCCAACAGGGCGCCUCUCAGGCUGAAGGACGCAGACGUCGAAAGGUCGAGGGGGACGUCCCAGGCAGGGCCCGGCAGAGGCGGGGGCUCGGGGUGGGGAGCACGUUGGGAGGGGGGGCAGGAGCGGAGGGGAGGGGAGGUGGCCGGGGAAACGGUGACAGACGCCGCAGAACACCAGCCUCGAAGCCGGUCCCGUCCCGGGAAUCUGCAAAUACAACGCCUUGCGAGGACAAAGGCACCUGCAGGUGGGACGGAGAUGGGGGAGCAUCCAGGGUGGGGGGUCCAGGGCCCCAGUGUCCUCACAGGGUCCUCACGACAGGAGGCGGGACGGUGAGAGCCAGAGAGAGAUGGGGAUGGGCCGCGCUGUGGCCGUGAAGGGGAGGAAGGGCCCUAAGCUGAGGGACGUGGGUGCCUCCAGAUGCUGGGGAAGGCGGGAACAGUUCCGCACUGGAGCCCCCGGGAGGGACCGGCCUGCCCCUGCCUUGAUAUGAGCCCAGUGGGACCCAGUUUGGACUCUGGCCUCCAGAACCACCAGAAAAUAAAUGUCGUAAGCCAUCAA